GGCACGCAUUUAGGACUUCGACUUUUCGUGACAGCAUGUCAUUUUCGACAUUUGAUUGAUAAUUUUCUAAAGAUCCAUCAAAUUAGUUUGUUUGAAAGUUACUUUAGGCGCUAAAUGUUAAUAUUUUAUAAUUUUCUCGUAUUGAGAAGGAUGUGAGUAAACGGUUUCGAUAACUGGAGGUCGCGGCUUUGGUUCCCACUAUGAGCGCUCUAAAGUGUGUAGUUGAAGGCUGCAACAUGGAAUAUGAUGUGAUCUGCAGCUUUUCAUUCUACAAUGUUAAUACGUCAGCCCAAACCGAUGAUAAAAGACAGAACUGGAUCGAAGGUGCUAUGCAGGAGGAGAGCGAGUGCCUAUGGAGACACGUGAGCUUGCAGCUUUGUGGGUAUCACUUUGAACUGGACGCGCAAGGACUAUGGAUCGACUCGCCAAUGUUACCUGAACUACUGACGCCGCAGGAACAAGCCGCUCCGAUUCAACAAACAGCCGCUGAUAAGAAAGUGGCUGAUAUCAUCCGUAUGGAACACAACUACUGCGUCGAGGCCGUCAAGGAGACAGCCGAGAGUGUCUCCCGUCUUAACGUCAGGCAACUCGUCGAUACCUUGGGAUAUUUGUCCAUCAAGAAUUUACAAAAGAAACAGCUGUGGGUGGUCAAGGUGGAGACGGACAAGGCGGAGGCCUCGAUCACGCAGUCAGAACAAGUUAUCACCAAGAUGCCAGAUCCGAAACAGAUUAUUGAGAUUGUUCCGCAAACAUCAACAUCUGAAGACCCAGACCUCCAAACCCAGAACGAGGUCCUCCACGUGAUGGAAGAUGGCAAUAUAUCCGAUAACUUCAUAUACGAAAUAGCAGAGGAGCAGGAGAUAACGAUGGAGGAGGUCAAAGAGAUACCCGUCUCGAGUAACAGGGAAUGGACUGUGAACAUUAUACCGGAGGAGACGAAGCCAAAGUAUGCGUACAUUAAACACUGCAACACCGGCAAGAAGAAGAGACACUUCACAGCCGAAAUGAACGAAAUAACACUACAAGGUGACUUUGAAAACUAUUACAUACUACCAGACGUCGAUCCGUCCGUCGGUGUGGAAAUUACAACGAGCUACGAGCCGGAGAACUUCAUAGUCGAGGAAUACCCACAUUUGGUGCUCGAGGAACGUCCCAGGAAGCGAUCCAGGGAUUCGGAUCCAACUAAACGGAGAAAGAAGAAAAUAUCAUCGCCGUCGGUCAGGGAACAGGUGAGGCAGUUGAAGGCCGAGAUCAAAACGGAGAUAGACGAAGACUGGGUUAUUGAUAACAGUGUCUACGAUCAGGACACGUCCGAUGACUACGAUGACAAAAAAGCGGCAAGGGUGAGACGAAAAAAUAAAAAGUACCUCGGGUACGACUUUGUUACCUAACCGGGAUGUGGAACGGAGCGAAAACUUUUAAUCAUUUUUUUUUUUAUUAUUAUUUUAAUUUAGAUAUAUAUUCGCGUGAUCCAAUGCCUUUAGUUCCAAUAUAGUUAUGUUAAUAUUUCUUUACACACUAAAUAUUGUACUUUUAAUAUAAUACGAAUAAUGUUUUUUUUUUUUUGUCAUAUAUAAAUAAGGUACGAAGAUGUAUAGUGGCUUCCAAUGGCAGGAGGUGUUGAGAUGAACAAACUUAAGAUAUACUAUGUUGCAUAAACAGUUCUUGAUUAAUAUAUGUUUAUUUAUAAUACAACACUGUUUCACUUGACUUAUAUCCACUAACCGACAUGAACACCGCAGAUAAUUUAAUCUCGACCGAUGACGUCGCGAUAAUUCAAGGUCGAUGUUUGUUUAUACUCGUCCUGCCAUUAGAACGGACUAAAGUAUAAUGUUGCCGGGUUUUUGAAUCAUGUGGAAUUUCCGGGUCGAUGAAAUAAACUUGUUAGCAAGUGCCCAUCUUCAUAACUGGUAAAUAAAUAUGUUUUAAAAUUAUUA
Molecule: messenger RNA, 1937 nt
Organism: Vanessa atalanta (red admiral)
Lineage: Eukaryota; Metazoa; Arthropoda; Insecta; Lepidoptera; Nymphalidae
Exons: 6
Coding region: 201-1391 (396 amino acids)
Source: RefSeq, a predicted model, not a curated record